GCGGCUUUGCCCGCUGCGCUCCAUCAUGGAGGCGGCCGGCGCAGCUGGCGCAGCUGGCACAGCCCCGCCACCCGCCGCCGCCCGGCCCCGCACCCCCUGAGCCCCGCGCACCCCUCGGGCUCCAGCAUGAGCGGCGGUAGCGGGGGCGGCUCUUCGGCACCCGGCCGCUUCGCCGAUUACUUCGUCAUCUGCGGGUUGGACACUGAGACAGGGCUGGAGCCGGACGAGCUUUCCGCUUUAUGCCAGUAUAUACAGGCCUCUAAAACCCGAGAUGGUGCCAGCCGUUUCAUUUCAAGUGCAACAGAAGGGGAAAACUUUGAACAGACUCCGUUAAGACGCACAUUUAAAUCCAAAGUUCUUGCUCGCUAUCCUGAGAAUGUUGAAUGGAACCCCUUUGACCAGGAUGCAGUGGGAAUGCUAUGUAUGCCUAAAGGGCUUGCUUUCAAGACACAAGCAGAUUCUAGAGAACCUCAGUUCCACUCUUUUAUUAUUACUCGUGAAGAUGGCUCACGGACAUUUGGAUUUUCUCUUACGUUUUUUGAGGAAGUUACUAGCAAACAGAUCUGCAGUGCAAUGCAGACAUUGUAUCAUAUGCACAAUGCUGAAUAUGACAUUCUUCAUACUCCACCCACAAAUGACAAAGAUAGCUGCAGCAGCACAGGAGACUGCAAUGGCACUUCUGUUUCAAAGCUACAGCGUUUUAACUCCUAUGACAUCAGCAGAGACACACUCUAUGUCUCAAAGUGCAUUUGUCUGAUUACUCCAAUGUCUUUUAUGAAGGCUUGUAAGAAAGUACUAGAACAACUUCACCAAGCAGUGACUUCACCUCAGCCACCACCUCUACCUUUAGAAAGCUACAUCUACAAUAUUCUUUAUGAAGUUCCUCUUCCUCCAGCAGGAAGGUCAUUGAAAUUUUCGGGUGUUUAUGGACCAAUUAUCUGCCAAAGGCCAAGCACCAGUGAACUACCAUUAUUUGAUUUUCCAGUUAAAGAAGUUUUUGAAUUGCUUGGAGUAGAAAACGUGGUUCAGCUCUUUACCUGUGCCCUGCUGGAAUUUCAGAUACUGCUUUAUUCGCAGCAUUAUCAGAGACUGAUGACUGUGGCAGAGACCAUCACAGCACUAAUGUUUCCAUUUCAGUGGCAGCAUGUGUAUGUUCCUAUCCUUCCAGCUUCCCUUCUUCAUUUUCUUGAUGCUCCUGUCCCUUACCUCAUGGGUUUGCACUCUAAUGGGAUGGAUGACAGGUCUAAACUGGAACUUCCUCAAGAGGCUAACCUUUGCUUUGUGGAUGUAGACAACCAUUUCAUUGAGCUGCCAGAAGACUUACCCCAGUUCCCAAAUAAACUUGAGUUCAUUCAGGAAGUUUCAGAGAUUCUGAUGGCUUUUGGAAUUCCACCCGAGGGAAACCUUCACUGCAGUGAAAGUGCCUCCAAGAUGAAGAGCCUCAGAGCAUGUGACCUGGUUUCUGAUAAAAGAAAUGGGAACAUAGCAGGAUCACCUUUGAACUCCUAUGAGCUGCUAAAGGAAAACGAGACUAUUGCAAGGCUCCAAGCACUUGUUAAAAGAACAGGUGUGAGUCUAGAAAAGUUGGAGGUGCGAGAGGAGACCAGUAGCAAAAAGGAUCUUAAAAUUCAAUGUGAUGAAGAAGAAUUCAAGAUUUACCAGCUGAACAUUCAAAUCCGUGAAGUUUUUGCCAACCGUUUCACACAAAUGUUUGCAGAUUACGAAGUAUUUGUAAUUCAGCCUAGUCAGGACAAGGAAUCUUGGUUUACAAACAGAGAACAAAUGCAAAAUUUUGAUAAAGCAUCUUUCUUGUCGGACCAGCCUGAACCUUACUUGCCUUUCCUCUCAAGAUUCCUGGAGACCCAGAUGUUUGCAUCUUUUAUUGACAAUAAGAUUAUGUGUCAUGAUGAUGAUGAUAAAGACCCUGUUUUGAGAGUAUUUGAUUCUAGAGUGGAUAAAAUCAGGCUGCUAAAUGUUAGGACGCCGACUCUGCGCACAUCUAUGUAUCAAAAGUGCACAACUAUUGAUGAAGCUGAGAAAUCCAUUGAGUUAAGGCUAGCAAAAAUAGAUCACACUGCAGUCCACCCACACUUGCUGGACAUGAAAAUUGGACAAGGGAAGUACGAGCUUGGAUUUUUUCCCAGACUUCAGUCUGAUGUUUUAUCCACUGGACCAGCAAGCAACAAGUGGACAAAGAGAAAUGCUCCUGCACAGUGGAGGCGGAAGGACAGACAGAAGCAACACACAGAGCAUCUGCGUCUUGACAAUGAUCAGAGAGAGCACCUGGAUUUUUCCAUGUCAGAGCUUCAGUUGCAGUUAUGUUUAGACUGGGACCAGCAUGAUUGGCCCUUCAUGCCCUCUAUAAAAUCUGUGUCAGAGCAUUAUCUGAAGUAUAUCCAAGAAGCCAGAAAUCUGGGCAGCACUAUUCGGCAGCCCAAGCUGUCUAACCUCUCUCCAUCCGUAAUUGCACAAACAAACUGGAAGUUUGUAGAAGGCUUGUUGAAGGAAUGCCGAAAUAAGACCAAGAGGAUGUUGGUUGAAAAGAUGGGUCGAGAAGCUGUGGAGCUAGGUCAUGGUGAAGUGAAUAUCACAGGUGUGGAAGAGAAUACCCUGAUAGCCAGCCUGUGUGACCUCUUAGAAAGGAUAUGGAGUCAUGGCCUGCAAGUCAAACAGGAUAGAAGCUGUACUGCUUUCGUCUUAGAAGACAGAGCAUCAGUAUACUCUGCUUCAACUCAGAUUUGGGCCUUUCAGACCACCAGACGGCCAACCCUACAUAAGGGAAAGUCUGCUUUGUGGUCUCAUCUGUUACACUACCUAGAAAACAGACAGAGAAAAACUACAUCAGGCAGCUUCAGUACCUCAGGAAUACUUCUUGAUUCAGAAAGGAGAAAGUCUGAUACCAGUCCAGCUAUGUCACCUCUUAGAAUCUCUCUCGUCCAGGAUAUGAGGCAUAUCCAGAACAUUAGUGAGAUCAAAACAGAUGUGGGCAAGGCCAGAGCCUGGGUUCGUCUCUCUAUGGAAAAGAAGUUGCUCUCUAGGCAUCUAAAACAGCUACUUUCAGAUCAUGAGCUCACAAAAAAGCUCUACAAGCGUUACGCAUUCCUCCGCUGUGAUGAUGAGAAGGAACAAUUCUUGUAUCAUCUCCUGUCCUUCAAUGCCGUUGAUUACUUUUGCUUUACCAACGUUUUCACAACAAUCUUGAUACCAUACCAUAUAUUGAUUGUUCCUAGCAAGAAACUUGGUGGCUCAAUGUUUACAGCCAAUCCUUGGAUCUGUAUCUCGGGCGAACUGGGUGAAACAGGAGUCCUGCAGGUUCCCAGAAAUAUAUUAGAAAUGACUUUUGAGUGCCAGAACCUGGGAAAACUGACCACAGUGCAAAUAGGACAUGAUAAUUCAGGGCUGUAUGCCAAGUGGCUAGUGGAAUAUGUUAUGGUCAGAAAUGAAAUAACAGGGCAUACUUACAAGUUUCCCUGUGGGAGGUGGCUUGGAAAGGGAAUGGAUGAUGGUAGCUUAGAGAGGAUCCUGGUUGGAGAGUUGCUGACUUCCCACACUGAGGCGGAUGAGCGGCAGUGCCGAACACCUCCUUUGCAGCAGUCACCAAGCAUGAUCAGAAGAUUUGUCACUAUUUCACCAAACAAUAAGCCAAAGUUAAAUACUGGUCAAAUACAAGAAGCUAUUGGUGAAGCUGUCAAUGGUAUUGUCAAGCAUUUCCACAAACCAGAGAAAGAGAGAGGCAGUCUGACACUGUUGCUGUGUGGAGAAAGUGGACUUGUUUCAGCUCUUGAGCAAGUGUUUCAGCAUGGAUUUAAAUCACCCAGACUGUUCAAAAACGUCUUUAUUUGGGACUUUUUAGAAAAAGCACAAACAUACUAUGAGACCCUUGAGCAGAACGAGAUGGUCCCAGAAGAGAACUGGCAGACAAGGGCCAGGAAUUUCUGUCGCUUUAUCACUGCUAUCAACAACACUCCUAGAAACAUUGGGAAGGAUGGCAAGUUUCAGAUGCUAGUGUGUCUUGGAGCCAGAGACCACCUUUUGCAUCACUGGAUCGCCCUGCUUGCCGACUGCCCGAUUACAGCACAGAUGUAUGAAGAUGUAGCACUGAUUAAGGAUCAUACUCUUGUGAAUUCUUUGAUUCGAGUGCUGCAGACCUUGCAGGAGUUCAACAUCACGCUGGAGGCAUCUCUUGUCAAAGGAAUCGAUAUUUGACCUCUUGUUCCACAGAAAAAAAAACCCUAUCUUAUU
Molecule: messenger RNA, 4242 nt
Organism: Dryobates pubescens (Downy woodpecker)
Lineage: Eukaryota; Metazoa; Chordata; Aves; Piciformes; Picidae
Gene: DENND5A
Product: DENN domain containing 5A
Exons: 25
Coding region: 127-4206 (1359 amino acids)
Molecular function (GO): guanyl-nucleotide exchange factor activity; small GTPase binding
Source: RefSeq, a predicted model, not a curated record